Messenger RNA from Cylas formicarius (sweet potato weevil), 2521 nucleotides. Its product is annotated as frizzled-4-like. NCBI's taxonomy places the organism in Eukaryota, Metazoa, Arthropoda, Insecta, Coleoptera, Brentidae. Bases 387 to 2003 code for a protein of 538 amino acids. The transcript has 5 exons. Gene Ontology annotation, biological process: non-canonical Wnt signaling pathway; canonical Wnt signaling pathway. The record is from RefSeq and is a predicted model, not a curated record. Gene Ontology annotation, cellular component: plasma membrane. Gene Ontology annotation, molecular function: Wnt-protein binding; Wnt receptor activity.
CCGGCCCACUGGGCAAAACCGAGCGUCGAUUCCGCCAAAAUCCCGUUUUCGACGGACAGCCGGUACAAACGCGUCGUCGCCGCGGCAAUUUAUUAAUCGGGCGUAAUAAACGGCGCUCCGCCGCGAAAGCAAACACAAACGCCCCGGAUAAAAAGCCCGGAACGCUUUCGAAAAAUCCAGUCGCCCGGCACGUCGAGAGAUUCUCGUUACCGCGGCGCGUUAAAAAUUCUGCGGCGAAUAACUUUGCUUUUUACCUAAACGAGCAUCGAGUCGUCCGAUUUGCAUAAUCGGCGUCGUUCGGCCGUUUCCGGCGGGCAUUCGCGCGACGGGUAGUUGGCCGUGCGCGGACGCGUCAUUCGGGUUCGAGAUUCUGUCGGUUGCGGUAGAUGCGCGCGGGCGCCAUGUUUCUCGCGAGUUUGGCGAUUCGCGCUUUGCUCUUCGGCGGAACUCUGGUCGCGUCCGAGCCAAUGUUCCGUACCUGCGAGCCGAUACGCGUGAAAAUGUGCUCCGACCUCGGCUACAACAUGACGGGGAUGCCGAAUCUAGGAGGCAACGAUAUCCAACAAGAAGCCGACUAUAAUCUGCAGACAUUCUCGCCGUUGAUCCAGUACGGAUGCAGUCGGCAUCUCAAGCUGUUUUUGUGCUCGGUUUACGUGCCGAUGUGUACGGAAAAGGUGGCGAAUCCGAUUGGGCCGUGUCGCGGUUUGUGCGAAAACGUUCGUUCGCGGUGUUACCCAGUGCUGCAAGAGUUCGGAUUCCCGUGGGCCGACGCUUUGAACUGUUCCCGUUUCCCGGUCGAGAAUAACCACGACCAUAUGUGCAUGGAGGGACCAAAAGACAAGAUCGACAUCCGGGCGCCGGUCGAUCCCGCCGUCAGCAAAUUUGACUGUGGCUCCCGGGGUUCGAAACCGACAGGUGGUUGCGUCCGCGCGUGCGAUCAAGGAGGCGGCGUCUUCGACGACACGGAGAAGAGAAUCGCAGAGGUCUGGAUCACCGUCUGGGCGCUGGCGUGUCUCGCAUCAAGCCUGGGGGCGGCCCUGACGCUCACGUUGGGAGGCGGCAAGAUCCGCGCUUUGCCGUUGGCGAUCUUGUCGCUGUGCUAUUUCCUGGUGGGCGCCGGUUGGACGCUGCGGUCUUUCGCUGGACGCGCGGGCGUCCACUGCGUCGACGACGCGACGCCCAGCAGCGAAGACGGCCUGCGCAACGUCAACUGCGCCUUCAUUUUCCUGCUGCUGUAUUACUUCGGCAUGGCCGCCAACGCGUGGUGGGUUUGCCUUUGCGCAUGGUGGCUCGCUAGGGCGGGACUGUCGUGGACCCCGGACAAAAUGCGGAGUCUCGCGUCAUUUUUGCACGUGUGCGGGUGGGGCUUCCCCGCCGUCCAGACCGUAGCGGCGCUCGUCCAUCGCGACGUCGAUUCCGACGAAUUGACCGGCACGUGCUACGUGGGCAACAAGAACCUGACGACGCUCCUCUACCUCGUCCUGAUGCCGUACUUUUUCUAUUUCUUCGUCGGCGUCGUCCUCCUCGCCAUCGGCUGGACCUUGAUCCUUUACAAGCCGAAAAAUGGCGGCGGCACGGCUUCCGCCCCCCUUACCCAGACCGCCCCGCGCAAAGAGAGGGACUUUCUGGGCGCGUUGUGCGCCCUAUACGCGAUCCCAACUUUCUGCGUCAUAGCCAGCUACCAUUACGAGUACAGCAACAGGGAGGACUGGUUGUCGGGCGUGAAGAAGCCGGUCCUGUGGGCGCUGCUGCUGCGCCAUUUCAUGUCGCUUUUCGUGGGCAUCAGUUCGAUAUUCUGGAUAUGGUCGGCCAAGUCAGCGCAGGCGUGGAAAUCGGCGCUGAGACGGCUCGGACCGCGGAAACGGCCGAGCAAACCCGCGCAGGUGCUCUGCUACCCUCUCGCGCAUGCGCAACCGCCGAGACAACCGUGCCGACCGGUCCACGCCCACCGGAAGGUGCCUAGGUGUCACCACCUGCGUUCCGGAAGUGAAACCAUCAUCUAGACUAGCGGCGAUCGGUCGAAACGUCGCGAACCUUGUGAGGUCCCUCCCUGGGGGGAGGGCCGCCGCGUAACGUAUUUUUUUUGUACUUAAAGGAUCACAGGAGAGGGUGUCAGAGACUCGCGUGCCCGUAGGGACCCCGCGCAGUUCAAAUUAGGUUAAGAAUUUUUAAUUUCUGUGCCGGGUGUCUCUCGCGUAAGCUACCAAGAAAUUUUAAAUACGACCGGGAAAUUUUCAGGUUUUUUUCAAUUUUGGACAUAUUUUAAUGCGUUUUUUGAUUAAAAACAAGCAUAUUACGAAAAGCUCGCGAAAUAGACAUUAGGCUGACUACUAAAUUUUGUAAAAGGAAUACAAUCGAAACUCUAUGUAGCAAAAUUGAAGGGACUCGUUAUAAAUAAGUAAUUUUUUAUUACUUUAUAUACAUAUUUACCUGCGGCAAAUAAGGCCCAGUUAAUAAGAAAUUACAUUAUUUGGCAAACACAGACAAAACCAAAUAACGAAAUACAAAUAUUAUCUUAAUU